Linum trigynum is the source of this 2982-nucleotide messenger RNA. Lineage: Eukaryota; Viridiplantae; Streptophyta; Magnoliopsida; Malpighiales; Linaceae. The record is from the annotation of a GenBank genome assembly.
AUGAGUGCCGUUUCUGGCGUUUUAUCGCGGCAAGUAUUACCAGCGUGCGGUAGCAUUUGUUUCUUUUGCCCUGGUUUGAGGACAAGGUCCAGACAGCCUAUCAAGAGGUACAAGAAGCUCAUUCGUGACAUUUUCCCCAAGAAUCAGGAAGAAGGCCCAAAUGAUAGGAAGAUUGCUAAGCUUUGUGAAUAUGCGGCUAAAAAUCCUUUGCGUAUCCCCAAGAUUGCAACCUCUCUUGAGCAAAGGUGUUACAAGGAGCUGAGAUAUGAGAACUUUCAGUCUGUGAAGAUUGUGAUGUGCAUUUAUCGGAAAUUGUUGAUCACUUGCAGUGAACAAAUGCCUUUGUUUGCUAGUAGUUUAAUGAGCAUUAUUCAUACCUUGCUUGAUCAGACAAGGAGACAAGAUUUGCAACUUUCUGGAUGCGAGAGUCUUUUCGACUUUGUAAAUAAUCAGAAGGAUGGAACUUACGCAUUUAAUUUAGAAGGCUUGAUACCUCAACUCUGUCAGUUAGCUCAAGAAGUAGGAGAAGAUGAAAGAGGAGUUUGUCUACGGGCAGCUAGUCUGCAGGCUCUUUCUUCGGUGGUCUGGUUUAUGGGCGAACAUUCACGUAUUUCAACAGAAUUUGAUAAUAUCGUUUCAGUUGUUUUAGAAAAUUAUGGAAAGCCAGAGGAUGUUCCUGAGAAGCAAGGUAACCAGAAUCAAUGGGAGCAAGAAGUGGCUAAAAAUGAGAACCCAGGGCCUACUUCAUCUGAGAUGCUUACCAGGGUUCCAUCGUGGGGGACAAUUGUUAAAGAAAAAGGAGAAUUCAACGUGACGGAAGAAGAUGCCCGGAACCCCUGCUUUUGGGCUAGGAUUUGCUUGCAGAACAUGGCCAAGCUAGGGCAGGAGGCUACAAACAUACGGCGAAUUUUGGAAUCUUUGUUCCGAUAUUUUGACAGUAGCGACCAAUGGUCCGUUGAUCAUGGUCUUGCCUUUCAAGUAUUGAUUUACAUGCAAAUUCUGAUGGAAAAGUCAGGGUAUAAUUCACAUGUUCUACUGUCCAUGUUGAUUAAGCACCUGGAUCACAAAAGUAUCCUGAAAGAUCCGAACAUGCAGCUAGACGUAUUGAACGUCACCACCUCGCUAGCACAGCAAGCAAAGAUUGAGCCUUCGAUAGAAAUUAUUGGUGCAGUUAGUGAUGUCAUAAGGCAUUUGAGGAAGAGCUUACAUUGUUCUGUUGAUGAUGCAAACCUUGGGGCUGACGUUAGGAGUUGGAACAAAAACUUGAGAAAGGCAGUGGAUAAAUGCCUCGGGGAAUUGUCAAAUAAGGUUGGAGAUGCAGCUCCGAUUCUUGAAAUGAUGGCUGUGGUCCUGGAGAAUCUUUCAGCUGUUACAAUUAUUGCAAGGACCACAAUUACUUCUGUUUAUCGAACUGCUCAAAUAGUUGCCUCAUUGCCAAAUUUGCAUUAUCAAAACAAGACGUUCCCUGAAGCGUUAUUUCAUCAGCUGCUUCUGGCCAUGGUCCAUCCCGACCAUGAGACCAGAGUUGGAGCUCAUCGCAUAUUUUCUGUUGUUCUAGUUCCUUCUUCUGUUUUCCCUCGGCCAGUUUCAACUGGUCUUGAUUUAAAGAGGCAAACUGAAGUUGAAAGGACGCUCUCUAGAACAGUCUCUGUCUUUUCUUCCUCGGCUGCUAUUUUUGAGAGGCUAAGGAAGGAAAAAGCUUCAAGCAGAGAAAGCUCCUCUCAUGGAUUCAAAGUAGAUGUUGGCUCUGCAGGGAAAUUUCAGAAUGGCAUGCUUGACAGAUUGUCGUCCUCUGCCAAUCAAGUGAAAAAUAUUGCAAGUGAUGCCCCUUCAUUGACUGAUGAAAAGUCCAUCCCCAAUUUAAAUAAGGAUGCUACUAUUUUGAGGCUCAGCAGUCACCAGAUUAGUCUCUUACUGUCAUCAAUUUGCGCUCAGUCGAUUUCUCCUGAAAAUAUGCCUGAAAACUUUGAAGCAAUCUCUAAUACGUUUAGUCUGGUGCUGCUAUUUUCCCGAGGCAAGAACUCAAGUCAUGAGGUUUUGGUACGCAGUUUUCAGCUUGCUUUUUCCUUGAGAAAUAUUGCUGUCAAUGAAGGGCCUCUUCCCAUAUCACGUCGUAGGUCACUCUAUACCUUGGCAAUUGCAAUGAUUCUAUUUUCAUCGAAGGCCUAUGGGAUUGUUCCGCUUGUAUCGUCUGCCAAAUUGAUACUCACAGAAAAAAUGGUGGACCCGUUCUUACAUCUAGUUGAGGAUCGCAAGCUACAGGCUGUAAGUGGUGAAACUGCUACCACCAAAAUUGGUUAUGGAUCUAAGGAAGACUGUAACUUGGCUUCAAAAGCAAUUUCAUCUUUAAGCAUCACCGGGGAACAAAGCAAGGAAUACUUUGCUGCUGAGAUUGCAAAGAGCUUAUCAAAUUUGUCAGAAUCCGAAUUGUCUUUUGUCAAGCAGCAACUCCUCGAAGAGUUCACGAUAGAUGAUACUUGUCCACUUCCAGCACCGUCAUCCAGAGAUAGUGCUCAACAAACUGAUCACCUUGAUGCCAAGGACGACGACCCUUUGGAGACUGAAGAAGAUUUUAUAGAAUCACAGGAAGGUGAGGCCAAUCUUAGGGAGCCGGCCUCGGAAAGCCAUGAUGUGCUGAGCGUGAACGAACUUCUAGAAUCUGCAACAGAGACAGCAAAUCAAGUGGGACGAAUGUCUGUAACUGCACCAGAUGUUCCUUACGAGCAAAUGGCCCUUCAUUGUGAGAAGCUCCUGUUGGGGAAGCAAAAGAAGAUGUCUCAUGUGAUGAUGAGUCUCCACUUAAGGCUGGUGAGUUCCGAAAAUCUUUCCUCCACUACAACUUCAACAAGUGUGCAACAGAGACCACCAGUUGCCCCUCUUGCUUUGCAAUGUGCAACUGAGUAUCAAAAUCAGGGCAACAGUACUCUCCGCCUGCCGGCAUCUAGCCCUUACGAUAACUUCCUUAAAGCUGCUGGUUGUUGA